AUGCUUAGAAAAAACCAUAAUCCACGAGGAGAGGAUAUGAAGACUAUCGUACCUAUACAUAACGCGGUCAAUGAGAAAGCUUGGGAAGGUGUUUUAUGGUGGGAAGCUGGUAUGGGUAGUGAAAAAUGUGGAGGACCUAGAUUGAGUAGUUUUACAGGUAGACCGAAAGAUAGAACACCUAAAGCUUGGGUAAUGGCUUUAUUAGGCUACUCGGCCCCUUUCGACAGACACGAUUGGAUAGUCGAUCGAUGCGGUCAUCAAAUUCGCUACGUGAUAGAUUUCUACACUGGUAAACACGAUCCGAAUUCACCGGGAAGGAUGGCUUUUCACCUGGAUGUUAGACCCGCUUUGGAUGAUUGGGAAGGUUUGAGAACCAGGUGGGCUGGAUGGUGGAGGUGA
Messenger RNA from Tremella mesenterica DSM 1558, 399 nucleotides. RefSeq lists its product as uncharacterized. The coding region runs from base 1 to 399 and encodes 132 amino acids. The transcript has 2 exons. Gene Ontology annotation, molecular function: holocytochrome-c synthase activity. Gene Ontology annotation, cellular component: mitochondrion. NCBI's taxonomy places the organism in Eukaryota, Fungi, Basidiomycota, Tremellomycetes, Tremellales, Tremellaceae. Gene Ontology annotation, biological process: cytochrome c-heme linkage. The record is from RefSeq and is a predicted model, not a curated record.